This is a messenger RNA of Rhineura floridana, 2218 nucleotides long. It is a transcript of the gene SNAP25, whose product is annotated as synaptosome associated protein 25. The record is from RefSeq and is a predicted model, not a curated record. Bases 195 to 815 code for a protein of 206 amino acids. Gene Ontology annotation, biological process: exocytosis; synaptic vesicle priming; synaptic vesicle fusion to presynaptic active zone membrane. Gene Ontology annotation, molecular function: syntaxin-1 binding; SNAP receptor activity; voltage-gated potassium channel activity. NCBI's taxonomy places the organism in Eukaryota, Metazoa, Chordata, Lepidosauria, Squamata, Rhineuridae. Gene Ontology annotation, cellular component: plasma membrane; synaptobrevin 2-SNAP-25-syntaxin-1a-complexin I complex. The transcript has 8 exons.
CUCCUAUUCCAUUGAAGAAGGAGGCUUGGGGAAGUCAGCAGCGGCUGUUCUUACUUCCCGACAAUAGCAGCACACCCCAUUCUCACAACCCUCGCGGAGGCGACCGAACAGAACUCUUCAGGAGCCAAGGCUUGCAGGGAGGACAAAGGAAACCCACUUGACCCUAAAGCCCUGCCAACACACUUGCAGCCAAAAUGGCCGAAGAUGCUGAUAUGCGCAAUGAGUUGGAAGAAAUGCAGCAGCGUGCUGACCAGAUGACUGAUGAGUCACUCGAAAGCACCCGUCGUAUGCUGCAGCUUGUUGAAGAGAGCAAAGAUGCUGGUAUCAGGACCUUGGUUAUGUUGGAUGAGCAAGGAGAACAACUCGAUCGUGUUGAAGAAGGCAUGAACCAUAUCAACCAAGACAUGAAGGAGGCCGAGAAAAAUUUAAAAGAUUUAGGGAAAUGCUGUGGCCUUUUCAUAUGUCCUUGUAACAAGCUUAAAUCAAGCGAUGCUUAUAAAAAAGCCUGGGGCAAUAAUCAAGACGGGGUUGUAGCCAGCCAGCCUGCACGUGUUGUGGAUGAGCGAGAACAGAUGGCCAUCAGCGGUGGAUUUAUCCGCAGGGUAACAAAUGAUGCCCGAGAAGGUGAGAUGGAUGAAAACCUGGAGCAGGUCAGCGGCAUCAUUGGAAACCUCCGUCACAUGGCCCUGGACAUGGGCAAUGAGAUUGACACACAGAACCGCCAAAUUGACAGGAUCAUGGAGAAGGCUGUUUCCAAUAAAACCAGGAUCGAUGAGGCCAAUCAACGUGCAACAAAGAUGCUGGGUAGCGGUUAGAUGUGCCCAAGUGCAGAUUCUCCUUCUCAAUACUGUCCCCCCCCUGAGGACAGCACUUUCAUGCUUUUUCUCAUGGUAUUUACCAACUAGGUUUGCACACAUGCACAGAUCAACCCACCCCCAUCCCUCUUCUGCUCUGCCCCCACCACACCCUGGUUGUAAAUGUUGUCCUGUGUAGGUUGUCAGCUUUCCAAAAAUGAUACCUGUAAAUUAUUUUUAUUUUCCAGAUCUCUUUCUUUCCAAAGGUUGUAUAUAGUACUGACUUGAUGGCUACAGCUCAUAACAAAGUUCUGUUUGGGGUUUUAUCACCCCUUCCCUCCCCACUUUCUUUUCUUUUCUGUCUGUUUUUGAUUUUUUAAAAAAAACAACAACUUUAUGAUGUUUUUGCUGAAUGACAAAAAACAUAUGUAGGAAUGCUCGACGUGCUGUUAAACUUUUAACUAUACAGUAUUGUUCUUGUAAAACUGUUAACAUUCCACAGAGCCACUCCCAGGAGUCUUUUCUUCGGGUUUCAUGUCGUUUAAGCACUUAAGAAUUUGGUGUUCUCUCUCCUCUCUCUUUCAGUUCUCCAUUGCUCUCAUCAGUUGUUCUGAGUUCAUGAUUAGACAGUGUGAAAUUCUAUAACUUAUAACAAGCAUUGCACUAAAGCAAAAAAAGUGAUGUGAUUUAUGCAUUUAUUGCAUGAAAAAUAGACUUUUAGACUCCUUAACUUAAGUGACACUUUUCCAUGGCAGUAGCGACAUCAACUACGACAAAAGAAAAGAAAACCUUUUUUUUUUGUAGCAUGCUCCGUACUGGGACACUGUCAGGACUAUGUUAUAAUACCAGCAAGUUUGCAGUAGUGCCAUUUAUUUCUUCUUGUUAAUAUAUAUAUAUAUAUAUUAUAUAUAAAAAUAUAAAUAUAUAUAGUUAUGAGCCAUGUUCAUUUCUUUUUCUUCUUCUUUUUUCUUUUCUAAUUUUAAUUUCAAAGGAGAUGGAUUUGGCAUUCAUUUAACCAUUGCCAGCAAAUUAACAGUUUGGCUGAUACUAUUGUCAAGGACAAAAAAAAAAGCAUCAACAAAUAAGAAAUAGGUGUAAUAUAUAGAGUUUGUCUGCUGCUUUCAAAGACUUUUCAGGGGGGAGGGAAUGGCUAUCAUAUGAAAUGUUGCAGAGAAAUGUAAUUUUUAUAAGGCUCUCUCUAUCUUUCUAGCAGCUCUCUCUUUCUUGCUGUCUCUCCAUUUCUCUCUCUUUCUCUCUCCCCCCCCCAUGUAGUUUGUAAUUGGUACAGUUCUCUGUUGCUUACCUAGAGCUAUGCACACCAAAAUCACUGCAAUGUUUAGUAGCUGUUAUUAAUUAAAAAAUAAAAUGAAAUAAAAAAUUACCUAUGUGAAUGAAAUCUAGAUAAAACUGUGAGAUUAAAUAUA